Messenger RNA from Gavia stellata (red-throated loon), 1387 nucleotides. RefSeq names its product D-beta-hydroxybutyrate dehydrogenase, mitochondrial. The record is from RefSeq and is a predicted model, not a curated record. Gene Ontology annotation, molecular function: oxidoreductase activity. Lineage: Eukaryota; Metazoa; Chordata; Aves; Gaviiformes; Gaviidae.
AUGCAGACAGGGACGUGGCCACUGUGACUUGCAGCUGGAAUUGUACCUCCUAAACAUUGUCUGGCCCUGGCUGCAGGGCUGCAAGCUGCUCCUGUGCUAUGUCGCUGGGUGCUGGUGGUGCUUUCAGCAUUGCAAUAUUUGAUGGUAAUAUUAAUGUCUUUCCCCACACAGGCUGAAGGGAAGGCAGUGCUAAUAACAGGCUGUGACAAAGGUUUUGGACAUGCCUUGGCAAAACAGCUUCACGCAAAGGGAUUUACUGUUUUUGCUGGAUGCUUGCUCAUGGACGAAAAUGGAGAUGGAGCCAGGGAGCUGAAGAACAUGAAGUCAGAUCGCAUGAAAGUGCUACAGAUGGAUGUGUGCAGUGACCAGGAGGUGGCUCAGGCUGUGGAUUUCGUGAAGAGGACCCUGAAGGAGCCAGAGAAAGGUCUGUGGGGCCUGGUGAACAACGCUGGCGUCUCGACCUUCGGAGAGGUGGAAUUUGCAAGUUUAGAGAACUACAAGAAGGUGGCAGAGAUCAACCUGUGGGGCACAGUGAGGGUGACGAAGGCUUUCCUGCCACUCAUUCGCAGAGCUAAAGGCCGUGUGGUGAAUAUCACAAGCAUGUUGGGACGGAUGGUGAGUCCAUCUCGCUCCUGCUAUUGCGUUUCCAAGUUUGGGGUGGCAGCCUUCUCCGACUGCCUCCGGCAGGAGAUGUACCGCUGGGGUGUCAGAGUCAUCCUCAUUGAGCCCAGUAACUUCGUGGCAGCAACAGGCAUCCUGACGGCAGACAGCAUUGACAAACAGGCUGAGGCACUGUGGAGCGGAGCCAGCAACACUGUGCGGGAGGACUAUGGGAGGGAGUAUUUCACUCGCCACGUGGCCCUGAUGAAGUCCUUCGUUAACAGUGGCCUGAAGGACAUGUCUCUGGUCUUGAAUGACAUCACUGAUGCACUCACUUCCCCAUGCCCGAACAACCGUUACAAUCCCAUGGAGACCUACUGGUGGGUGAGGCUGCAAGUCAUGACUCACCUGCCCACUGCCAUUGCCGACUGGCUUUACAUCCCCGGAGCCACCCUGUAAAUGGCCAUCCUUCAGGCAUCCUUCCAGUGCUUCUACGUAUGCACAGGUCAGAGCUGACUUAGUCAGGGCUGUUCUGCAUCCACUGCUGAUGCAUCUCCUGUGUAGAUGUGUGUGCUUUCACUUUGGAUUAUGGUUUCAAGUCUUGUGGGAUGCUGAGAACCGCAUGGCUUUUUUCUUUUUCUUUUUUUUUGUUUCCCCCCUAAUUCUUCAGCAGUAUUCUCUGCUGACCUGAUUAAAGUUGAAAGGUAUUUUCCUUUUAACUGUGGAGGAGGCAGAGGAAGGCCAACAUAAUGGGUCAAAUACGUGGCUAGUGUAAUUAGAUCAGCAG